This is a messenger RNA of Anopheles funestus (African malaria mosquito), 4084 nucleotides long. RefSeq lists its product as uncharacterized. Lineage: Eukaryota; Metazoa; Arthropoda; Insecta; Diptera; Culicidae. The record is from RefSeq and is a predicted model, not a curated record. Bases 3123 to 3740 code for a protein of 205 amino acids. The transcript has 6 exons.
UCAACAAUUGAAAACCCAUCACUGAAAACAAAACAGAUUAGAUGAAACUAUUUUGAUACUCGUCCUGACUAAUCACCAAAAGUGGGUUGAAUUUCAUCUCUCAUGUUAAAUAUCCUUUGAUUUAUCUAAACGAUGUGCUAGACUAGUUCAGGACACGCAUACGCUCCAUAUUCAUCGCCCUGAGGGAAUACUCCAAACUCUAAUCCAAUUGUCCGUUUGUAUUUGCGCCGUAGCAAACGUGUUCAGCAUGGUUCUGCGGUUGACAAGAAAAAGAAGCCAUUUUCCCCGGUCAUUUCUUUUCAUCUCACAAAAAAGGUAACGGGUGUGUUCAAGUGAACCUCACCAGAAAAAAAAGGUUUAUUAUAGUUUGGAAAGUAAGCACGUGCCAAUGUUUUUCUUGGUACGCAUUGCUGUAAAUAGUUUAGCCAACCUUCACUCACACGCAGCGUGCAUGUGCGAUGAUGAAGAAAGAAGCUUGUUGAAUUUAUCAUAAAGCGGAUAGAUCAUCGUCCAAUCGUUAUGAGUAAUUCCUUUCUCGGCAAAGGGAGCUUCUGUAAUGGUGAUGGUAAAUAAUAAAUUUCGUAGAAGUAAUUAACUUUAAUCUUCAUUGUCAUAAGAGCAAAUUAUAUCUCUAUCCGAUGGACGGACUGGGUUUGAAAAGACAGAAUCGUUAUCCAGCCUAGGGGGAUGAGCCUGGGCUUACCCUUGACCUAAUAAAUUAUGGACACUGAUCGAAGCUGUUGAUUAUGCCAGAAUUAUUGGACAAGAAAAUAUAACGGUGGCCGGCUGUGCUUCAAGUCAGGUCCGAUUUCUUCAUCCUUCAUUAGCAUAUCUGUAGGCAGUGUUAGGGUUUCUCAAAUCUUUCCUAAGAUGUAAGUUUAAAUUACAACUUCUGUUAAAUGUAACAGAUGGUCAGAAACCGAAACAGUCCCAUUGGUUACUUAAAGUUUGACCAGUUGAUAGAAAACUUUUUCUAACAGUCUGUCGCACUAUCGCCCCAUACCAAAAUGGAAAGGCUGAAGAAAUAGACUCUUCAAGAAAUUAUACACUCACCCAGAAAAAAGGAAAGCAAACGAAAUCGAAAGAAUUAAUGCAGUUGGAGGAUAGUGUGUAAAGAUUGUUACAAUUUUAGGAAAGAUAGAGACUAAGCUACAGAAUGUUCUUUGCCAAGGAGUUUACGGCACCGUUAACACAAUUACCAUAUCCCAACGGAGCGCAAAACCAACCACACAAACCAUUCCGAUCUCAUUUUAAACUUCUUUAAAGAUAAAUAACGUAGUUGGUGAAAGCUAAAACCCAACCAAAAAAAAAGAAACCAAAACUAACCAUUUCGUUUCGAGCCUAAGAUCGUUAUCCUGUGGACGUUUGUUCCAAAAAAUCGUACACACAGUGUUUCCGCUUUGGUGGAAAAAUUGUUUGUUUUGUCUUCAUCAUCUCUGUUCGCUGAUGAGAAGCAGAGUAUCAGUAUAAUCUCACCAUGGAAUUGUUUCUCCCUCCCUUUAAUCGCUCUCGAACGAACGAUUCUCUAUUCGAUGAGAAAAUUCUCUCACCGCUCAUCGAAGCUCACGAAACCGAUUGCUUGGACCUCGACUAACAGUCGCACGGUCGAAAGCUCUCAGAUUUGUAGCGGUUUGCGUCGAGGAACGUUGUCCGUCGAGCCGUGUGCCGGUUACCGUGGCGAAGGUUUGCUUUACUAACCGGUGUUUGUGUUGUAUGAAACGGUGUACAAAAAGGGUAGAAGCCGGUGCAUCGUCCGGCAAAGUGCAAAGGUGCCAUUUGGAAUUGAAUAGAAUAUUAUGUAAAAUCCGUUGAUCCGUUUACGACAAGCGCAAGUGGAAUACAUAGGUUUAGAGAUUAGAAACACGUGGUCAUGGAAGAGCAAGUGGAAAUCUUUUAGUUGUAAAACAAAAAGAAAAUUCAAAAACUGGGAAAACUUUCACGAUCCGGUUAAGAGAGCCGUGGAACAAACAACGCAAAAGGAAUUCAAUCACCAUCCGGAUCAGUGGAUCGAACGCAGUUUUCCGGGGAUCAAUGGAUCGGACCAAUCAACCAAACAACCCCUAAAAGGAAAGGAAACAACAACCCGAACGGACCCGAAGUGGCACGUGUAUGCGUGUGUGUGUGAUCUUGUGGACCGAAUUUCCAAAGCGACAACGCUACACGCGGAUUGUUUUCCCUUUCCCCGAGGUUUGGAAGCAAUUUCUCCGCAUUGAACGAGCAUAAUUAUGUACGCCGGAAUGGGAGGGACGGAUGGGUAAUAAAAUGUUUCACAUUAUGACACGCGGUACCACCAUCGUCGUGACCCGGGCAAGUGGACGUGUGCGUUUGACUAAUGAAACAUAAAUUUUCCGCACAAAACGAGCCCUUUUUUGGGGACCUACCUCCCCCGUCCCCCCUCCUCGCGUGUGUGUACUAUUGUUAACAAUUUUCAUUACGUCGGAAUUGUGCGUACGUGUGUAUGUAUGCGUGUGUGUGUGUAGUGAUUCGGUAAAAGGUGCGUGACGGAAAAGUCUUCCCAGUUUGUGUCAUCGUUCUGAGUUUUAUUCCACCAACGCAAGGUGUAGUUGGGUUUUAUCAUAAAAUGACCAUCGAAUGUGUUGUGGUGUGUGAAUCGCGCUUGUCAAUGUUACCCCAAUCCGGAGUAGUGGUGUUAUAAAAAAAUAAUCAUAACGAAGCAUACCAAACCAUUUCAAGCCAAAAAAAAAGGCUCACCAGUCGCGUUAAUCCGGUGUCGAUAAUCUGUACUGCUGCAGACGUGGACAAGUGGUUCAUUACAGCCGCACGUCAAACAGGAUAAACGAAGCGGCACAAUAAAAUGGACCAAGCGGACGGAAAGUAAAAAGGCGGCCGUCAACAUCUUUUCGGCGAAAGGCGAAAGUUUCAACGCUCACGGUGCGGAACUGGAUGGAAAAGUUUUCGCGUUAAGAAAAGAAUACAACCAAAAAAAACCACGCGGUACACAGUGAGAAAAACAGAUCCAAGGCCAUCCGGGAAAGCGAAAGAUUUUACCGCCCCGGAAGGAAGGAAGGCGAAGGCAGGGAGCGAGGCAAGAACAAUAGUGUGAUAGGAGGGCAUCGGGGAGACACCCGGGAGACCGAACCACAGCCAACGACGCGCACACCAUGGACGGUAGAAACCGACGGCGUCAAUUUGGCGGCCCAUGCUACUGUCUCCGGCCACUGAUACGGCUCUGGGGCGUCGUGACAGCGAUUGUGGUCAGUGGCGUCGGGAUAGACAUAAUGGUUCACGGUUACACUGCAGGUGUUUAUAUUAUUGUUGCCUCCGUAGUUAUAUUCUUACUGGAAAUCAAAUGGCUCUUCACACUGUUCAUAGUGCUGUGUACAAACAAUGACUACACGUCCAGGUGCUAUCAGUGCUGGAGCGUAUGCCGGUACUGUGGCGGUUGGCAUCUGACCUUUCCGUACGUGGCCUUAGGUAUAGCGCUCAUCGUGUGGCCCCAUCGGCUGUGGUUAAGCCACGUGGCAGGAGGGCUUUUGAUAGGACUGGCCAUGCUGCGGUUACUAACGGUGUGCAAGUUCCGACCGCACGGCAAGGAUGAUGAGCUGCUGAACCACUUUGAUGAGCACGCUGACAAGUACGACAACUUAUCGGAUGUUUUGGUGGAUAAUUCAAUGCCUGAACCGGGCCAUAGUUUGGAGGGUACGGGCAAUGACAAUCGCAACGACAACGAAGACGAUGAGGAGGAUGAUGAUUUGGCACUGAACGGUGGUGGCAUGUGACCGGAUGGGCCAAUGCGCCCCAAAUCGAAAGUGACCAUCAAAAAGUGUAUGAAUCAAAAUUACGAAAAGUUGGAUAACGAAUGUGAUUGCGAUGUAAUCAAAUAGGACACAACGGCACUGUAGGCAAUGGAGCUUAUGUGUUUUGUAAAUAAAGUUAGUCAGUACAGUGACAGCAGAUGCUUGCAAAUAUAAAGGAAAAACGUACAUCAUUGCCGGGACUUCGGAGUCACGGGUCCGGUACGCGCAAGACCGGGAUUUUGUCGCUCGAAUACUGGCGUUCAAUAGCGACUGGGAAGUUAUCCUUGAGCUGGUAUCAUUCAAAUAAAUAUUCAAAUUAUUUAUCA